AUGAAAUAUGAAAAUAAUUGGUAUUUUUUUGGGAUUGUAAUUAUUCCGUCAGAAUAAAGUUUUAGGUUUUCUAUUUUAUAAGGAGAAAUUUUAGUAGGAAGUGAACUAUUCUAAAUUUAAAAUCAAUUCAAAGAUUAAGAAUUAAAGAUUGUUUUUGGAGGAGGUUUAAUUGUAGAACAAUCGUAAAUUCUCAAAAUUAAAGAGACUUCUUAACUUUCUUAUUUUCCAGGAAAAUUAAGUGUAUUAUACCCAUCAUAAAGUAUUAGAGUAUAUAAUGAUUUUGGAUAUGAUUUAUUAAAAAGAUAUUCGAUAAUGUACAAUCCAGAAUGUAUUUGUGAUAUUAAUUAAAUAUAAAAUUUACCUGAUUUUUAAAUUACUAAGGUAAAUCAAGAUAUGUUUGCUUCAGAAAAUAAAAAUUGUGAUGAAUUUUCAUUAGAAACUUGGAUUAAAAUUGAAGAUUUUCGUAUAGUGGAUUAAUAAUUUGUUUAUAAAUUGAUGAAACUAUCAGCAAAUUUUGAAAAUAAUUAUGCUAAUAAUGAGAAAUUAUCAGCAUUUUAAUUAUUUUAUGAAUUUUAAGAUUCUUAAAUAAAAAUAAUAGUUACUACAUAUAACAUUUUAUUUCCACUAGUUGAUUAUUAUAUGGAAUAAUAGUUAUUAAAAAAAGAAUGGAUUAUUAAUAAUAAUAUUAAAUUAUGGCAUUUUUUAUCUGUAAUUUUAAGUUAAAAUGUAUUAAAUAUAUAGAUAACAUUUUAUGAAGGAUUUCAUUAAAUUAUAUAUGAAACUUAAUUUAUUGUUAAUUAAUUUCAUGAAGUUUAAUUUAAAUUUUAAUAUGGAAAUUUAUUAUAAUAAUCAUCUAAUUAUUUAAUUGGAAUAUUAAAGAGCAUAAAAUUUGUAAAUAAUGUACCUAAUUUUAAUAAUGUAAAAGCUUGUCAUUAUAGUUGUGAGGAAUGUGAAGGUCCAACAAAAACAGAUUGUUUAUCUUGCCCUAAUAAUUCUAAACGAAUUUAUGUUCAAAAAUAUAAAGUAUGUUUAUGUCCAUUUAAUUAUAUUGAUGAUAUAGAAUGUAAGGGUUUAGAGGAUUAUUAAUUAUUUGCUUAAAAUUUAAUAUAAGAUUUAAAGUAAAAAUGUCCUUAAGGAUAUUUUAAUUAGGGUGAAUAGUGUUAAAAAUGGUAAUAAAUAUAGAAUAUAAUGUAGUCCUUCUCAUAUUAAGGAUAAUUUUAUAACAUGUUUAGAAUGUAUUUAAAAUCCAAAUGAUUGGUAAAAUAAUCCUUAUUGUUAAACUAAUUUAUAUAUGGAUGAUACUGAAAGUCCAGCUAAUUAUUUAAUUGAUUAAUAACGAAGUUUUUAUAUAUUUGAUGGAAUUUAGACAAAACUUUGUUAAUUAUGUUUAAAUCAAGAUUUAUAUAAUAUUGAGAAUAUUUAUAAUGACUUUUUGGAGACAAAUAUAAUAUUUAAUAAAUUAUGUUUAUAAUCAAAUCGAAAUUCAAAUUGUUAUUCUUGUUCUAUUAAUAAUUGUGAAAUAUGUUUUAUGGAAUUAUCAUAAUAAAUUUGCUUAAAAUGUUUUAAGUUCCAUACUUUAGUAAAUGGAAAUUGUAAUUAAAAUAUUCGUGGUUUAAGAUUAAUAAACAAUUGCACAAUGCCUUAUUAUAUUACAUCUGAGAUGAAUUGUAAAUUAUGUGAAAUAGAAUAUUGUUAAUAUUGUUUUGAAUAUAUAAGUAAUGAUUUAAGCAAAUCUACACUAUAUAGUUAAUUUGAAACCUUUAAAAUUGAUGAAUUUCAUAAAGUAGGUUGUGCAUUAUGUUAAAAGGGAUUUAUAUUUGAUUUUAUAAAGGGAAUAUGUAUAUAUUAAUAAUCAACACUUCCAAAUUGUUUGAGAUCUUUUAUAAAUUUAAUAGGUUAAGAAUAAUGUACUUUAUCAGCUAUUUAAGAUUUUUAAAUUGCUCCUGAAAUUAUAAAUUGUUAACGUUAUAUAUCUAAUUGUAAAUAAUGUAUCUAAACACCUUAAUCAAUUGUUAAAUGUAUUAUUUGUGAAGAUGGAUAUUCAAGUUCAUUAACAACUGGUCAUUGUACAAUAUGUUAAUAAGAAUAUGCAAAAGUUUGUAUAGAAGGAGACUAUACAAAAUAAGAUGCUUGGAUUUAAUUAAUACAAAGUUUCUUAAUGCAAUUCUUGCCAAAUAAAUAUUUUUAUCCUAAAUCAACACAAAUUUAAUAUAUAACACCUUUACCAAUUUAAUGUAUUGAUAAUUAUGAACUAAAUUAAAAUUUUUGUAGAUUAUUUUGUGAUUAAAAUUGUAUUUUAUGCAAAAAAGAAAUAAUACCCUAUGAUGGAUUUAUUUGUAAAAAAUGUUCUCUAAAUUAUUAUAUGGAACAUUUAAAAUCUAUAAAAAAAGGAAAAUGUAUUACUUGUCCUUUACUAUGUUAAGUUUGUUAAGAAAGAACAACUUAAGAGAUUUAAGUAUUAAUUAAUAUUAUUUAAUUAUAGUAAAUUAAUCCUGAAUUCUUAAUAAAUGAUUUCAAUAUCAUUUACACCUAUAAAUGUAUCUAAAAAAGACAAAACUCAAAUGUUAUUUUAGAUCCUUAUUAUUAGAUUGCUAAAUAUUGUUUUAAUGAUAAAUGUGAUAGUCUAAUAUCAUAUACAGUAAACUUAUUUUUCAAUUAUUUUUAGGUAAACAAUUGUAAUUUUUAAAUUUUUGAUGAAUCUGGAUAUGGUAAUAUUGAGGAAGAAAUCAAUUUUCAAUACUUAAAUCAUAUUGGAACAUAAAAAUUUUAAUUAAUUAUUCUUAUUUAAGAUAAAUGUUCCUUAUAUGAAAUGGAUAUUUAAUGGUUAUCACUCACUAAUAAAUUAAGAAAAAAUAUUUUUUCCUUAAUUUGGGUAGAUCUGAUAUUUUAAGGAAAUCAUUCUCCAGCCAUAUAUGAAUCAAAAAUAAAAAUAUAUAAUUUUGAUUCUAUAACUUUAGACAAAAUAUUAUUUUAAGUAUUAGAAUCUUUAGAAUUAUAUAUACCUAAUUAUAAUACAACUUUAAUAAUUACUGAUUCAAAUUUUUAUGCUAUAGAUAGUAAUCCAAAAAAAAUAUAAAUUUAAUUAGAACAAUGUUUUCAUUUUGAAUUCAGGAAUAUUACCUUAAGAGAUUUAAAUCUGUUAAACUCUGUAAUUUUUCUAAUAUAAUUUCAAACUUACGAUAAUAAUAUCAACUUAUUGGAUUUUACAAUUCGAAAUUGCAAUUUGACUAAUACAACUAUCUUCUAUUUAAACAAUCUCCCUAAAAAACUUGUUAUUUAAAAUGUUAGAAUUGAAAAUUGUUAAUUUUAUAAUUCAACGAUUUUUAAUCUUAUAUAAGAUAUUAAUACUCACUCAAAUAUAAAUUUUAACUUAUUACAAAUUACUGAAUCGACUUUUUUUAAUUCAAUUUUAAUUAAUAGCAAAUAUAUCAAUUUACUUAAUUUUUCUCAAAUUUUAUUAAAAUAGAACUAAAUUGAAAUUUCUAAAUUUUUAUAAUUUUAAAAUAGUCUAAUUAUAAAGAAUUUCAAAUUAGAAGACAACUAAUUAUUUUAGUCAUUCAUAUUUUAUAAAAUGUAAGAAAAUUUAAGAUAAAUUAAUUUGUAAAUGGAUUCAUUUGAUAUUUAGAAUAACGUUUUAAUUAAUACUUCAUUAGUUUUUAUGGAAAAAUAAUCAACUAUUUAUUAAGUAUACAUUAAUUUAACUAACUUUUACCUUAAUGAAAACAGAAUUCCAAAAGCAGUAAAUUUUUCUACAUUUUUAUUUCAUAUUACUUGUUAUAGCAUAUAAAUAAAAUAAUUUUAAAUAAUAAAUUCAUAUCAUCUUCAAUACUUUUAUCUACUAAGUGUUACUUUAAUUAAUGUAGAAGAUUUAUUAUAUGCUAAUUAAAUAUAAAAAAAUAGAGUAGCAAAAUCUAUUGAAUGUUUAGAAAAUAAAAUAGAAAAUUCACAAUUAUUUUAAAUUUAAGGCUUUUCUUAUAUAUCUAUAGAAAAGAUACAAAUUAAAAACCAAUAUAGCAUAGACUAAUCAUUUAUUUAAAUAGUAUCUGAUUCAUUAGCAAUAGUAAGUUAAAAUGAGAAAAUUAAAAUAAAGGAUUUUUAUUGUAUAGGAAAUAUAAUAUUAAAAAAAAAUUUAGGUUUUAUGAUCUCAUAAUUAGCGAUAUACUCUGAAUAAUAUCAAAAAAUUGAAUUAGAUAACAUUCACUUUUCAGAAAAUAGUUUUAAUCAGUUUUACGAUGAUCCAGCAUAAACUACAUCUAGUUUAUUAUUUAUUAACUCUUAAUAAAGUUCUGUAUUUAUUGAAAAUUUAAUCUCAUAAAAAAAUGCAUUAACAAAUUCAACCAAUUCAUUUAUCUAUUUAAAUGUUAUUUAAAUCCAAAUUAUUAAUUUGUUUGUGAGUAAUCAUAAUUAAAUAAUUCAAUCAUACUGGAAUUAAUAUUUUAAUAUAGAUUUUAAUCAAAAUUUUGAUUAAGAAAUAAUUAAUUAAAUAAUUAAUAAAGUAUUUACUAUUUAGAAUAAAGGAGGUGCAUUAUCAAUUAUAACAGAAUAAAUAUCUAUUAAGAAUUGUUAUUUCAAAGAAAUAUUGGCACAUAGUAGUUUUAUACUUGAUAUAAUUACUUUAGGUUAAGGGAUUGUUUAAAUAUAAAAUUGUUCUAUUAAAUAAAGUUAAAAUAUUUAUUCAUAAGUUGGAGAAGUUGAUGGAGCUAUAUCAAUUUAUUCAAAAAAUAGUUUAUUCUAUUUAAAUUUUUAAGACAUAACUUUGAGAAAUAUACAUAAUAGGUUAAGCUCAUCAAUUCUAUCUAUAAUUCCUUCUACUAAAUAAAAUGUAUUAAAAUUUAAAAAUAUACUAAUUGAAAAUUGUUUUUCGUUAAUGAAUCAAUUUAUGAAAAUUUAAUUUUAAUUAUUGAGUAUUUAAUCAAAUAUUGUUGAUAUCUAGAAUAUUUCAAUAAUUUAAAAUGAAAAUUAUUUGGUUGAAUACUUUAAAAAAAUUGGACUGAUAACUAUUUAUGAAAUUUAGAAAAUAACAAAAGAUAAUGCUUUUAUAAAUCUUUAAGGAUGUAACUUAUCAAUCUAAAAUUUAACUUUUUAAGGAAUAUUAUUAUAUCCAAUAUUAAUAAUUAUGGAUUCAUAAUCAAUUUAUUUGGUAAAUUUUAUGAUUUAUGAAAUUAAAUCAUUUUAUCCCCUUAAUAUAUUAUAUAUAGGAUAAAUAUCAUCUAUAAAUUAUUAAGUCUUUAUAUAAAAUAUUGAAAUUAUUAAUUUAUAAUUAUUUGAUUACUGUAAAUCCUAGACUGUUAUAAUUGAAUAAUCUAAAUUAUAAGUAGAUGACUUAAAGUGUAAUAUAAAUUUUACAAUUAUUACAUAAAAUUAAAAUAGUCCUUUAAAAUUAUCUUGGAUUUUAGAUUAAAUUGUUCUAUUAUCAAAUAAAAAGGGAUCUAUAAUAUAUUUUUCAAGUAUGCAAUCUUAAAACAAGAUUAAAUUAUUUUAAAUACUGAUAUUUAAUAAUGAUUGUUAAAAUUGUUGGAAUGGAAUAAUAUUUUUUGAUUUAAUCUAAUAUUCUUCAAUUUAUAUAUCUGAAUUUUAGUGUAUAAAAAAUAUAAUAAAGAACAAUGGAUGCAUAGUUGCUAAAUCAUUAAACUAAUAAGAAUCUAAAUUAUGUAUUAUAAAUUCCAUUUUUAAUAUGAAUAAUGGUACAAUAGGAACAGCUAUAAAUGCUGAGAAUGUAAUAGUUUAAAUUAAAAAUUCAAAAAUAUUAAAUAACAUUGCUACUUAAUAAGGAGGAGCUCUUUAUCUUUCAAUCAAUAAUAAUUAAUUUCUUAUAUCUUAAACAAUAAUAUAUAAUAACAAAGCUUUAACAGCAGGAGCAAUUUAUUUCGAGGGAAAUAACAAUAUAAAUGAAUAUAAUUUUCAUAAUUCCUGGAUGAAAUUAAAUACUGCAUAACUAUAACCAGAUAAUAUUUAAGAAAUGCCAACCUAAUUAGUUUUAUCAAUUAAUGAUGUUAAAAUGAAAACAAUUUAGAAAAAGAUAAAUAAUUUUUACAGAAACUCUUUGAUUUUAAAACCUUAUAAAAUAAUAUAACAAGGAAAAUAAUAUUUUUCAAAAGAAUUACUUAUCCCUAGUAAUUAAGAAAUUAUUAAUUAUAAAAUUUAUAAUCAAAAGGAACUCAAAUUUCAAAAAUAUAUUGAAGAAUUUUCUAUAUCUUAUCAAAAUAGUUUAUAAGAAUAUUUAUCAAAUUUUUCAAAUUCUUCAUGUGAUGUUAUCAUAUAAACUUUAUCAAAUAAUAUUUUAGAUAUAAUCGAUUCAAAAAAAGUUGGAUCAGUUUAAUAUAAUUUUGAAACAAAAAACUUUGAUUUAGGUAAAUUAUCAUUAACAAUUGAUCCGUAUAAAAACGAUAACUAUAUUUAAUAAAUUUAGAUUAUUUGUCAUCUUAAUUAAGUUGAUAGUUUAUUGUAUGAUAUUGAAAUUAAAGGAUUUAUGUGUUAAUUAGGAGAAUUUUAUGUUUUAUAAGGUUGUUAAAUAUGUUAGCCAAAUUAAGGCUAUUACUCAGUUACUUACAAUACUACAAAAUGUUCGAUUUUUGAUUAAAAUAAAUUUAAAUCUAUAACUUCAAAUUAAAUUUAACUUAAAAUUGGUUAUUGGCGACCAAAUUAUUAAUCAGAUUAUAUAGAAAGUUGUUUUAAAUUAUAAGAAAAUUGUGAAGGUGGAUGGUUUGUCUCAAACGAUUUAUGUAAAAUAGGUCAUAUAGGAGGUUUAUGUGAAGAAUGUGAUAUAUAUAAUAUAAGAGGAUAAGGAAAUUAUUAUAAAAAUUAAUUAAACUCAAUUUGUCAAGAUUGUAGAAAUUCCAAGGAUAAUGUUUUACCUUUUAUAUUUACUUCAAUAUGGUAAUAUACUAUUAUAUAAAUAAUUUAGGGUUAUAAUUUCCACUAUCUUAACCUUAAGAAGUAUUGACAAAUCAAAUAAAUUAUUUUCUUCUUUAAAAAUAAGAUAAAGAUUUGCAAAAAUUAUCUUUAAGUUAAAUUAAGGUAACUUUAUAAGAUAAUAAUUAGAUCAUGAAAGUAUUUUACUUAAAUUAUUUCUUAAUUAUGUUUGGAUAUUUUCAGUAAUUUUUACUUUUAAUAUUAAUUUUUAAUUUUCUUUUUCAUUCAUAAAUUAAACUAGUAACACUUCUUAUUUUAUGGCUAAUAAUUUGGAUUGUUUUUUAUCUGAGAACUAAAAUAUCUAUUUAAUUUAUAAUAGAAUAAUAACAACAAUUUUAUUAAUGAUAGUCUAAUUAUUAUUGAUUUAUUUAGGAUUUUAAAUGUACUGUAUAAUAAAAAAGUAAAAAUUUAAUAGCAGUAUGAUAUCAACAACAUUUUUAUAUUUAUAUGUUUCAAAUUAUGCUUCAUUAAUAAAACAGUAAAAUUAAUAAUUUAUUAUCUUAGAUUUUUUUCUUUGUUGGCAACAAGAAUUAUUUCUAAUAUAGAGUAUGUUUAAGGAGAUGUAUCCUUAUAUUAUUAUUCAACAAAUCAUUAAAAAUGGAUAAUUGGUUUUGUAUCUCCAGGUUUAGGUUUAGUUGGAUGUCUAAUACCGUUUUCUCUCUUUUUUCUUUUAUACUUAAAACGAGAACACCUAGAUUAAAUAAAAUUUAGGAGACAUAUAUGUUAUUUAUUUAAUGAAUACAAUAAUGAAAAUUACUUUUGGGAAUGGAUUAAAUUAUGGAAAAAAACAGUCAUAAUAAUAAUUAUGACAUAUUUUGAAACCAAUAUAUUUUUAAAAGCUUCAUUACUUGGAUUAUGUUUGUUUCUCUAUUAAUUAUAUGCAGUCAAACAAAAACCUUAUAUAAUUAAAAAUUUAAAUCAACUAGAUGUAUCUACAGGAUAAAUAUGUUCUGUUGCAAUAUUUUUAGCCUCUAUUAAUUAUGUUAGUGAAUAAUAAGAAAAUUUAUAUUCAUCAAUGUUUAUAUAAUUGCUUUUGGUUUUACUUUGUUUAAAAUUGAGUUUUCCAUUUUUUAUUGAUUUAUUAAGGGUAUACUACAAAAAAUACAAAAUUUCAAUGUUAAAUAAUUUAUAUUAAGUUUUGAAAUUCAUUAAAUAAAAUUCAUGUCUAACUCUUUAUGUAAAUAAGUUAAUUAUUAAAAUGAAGUAAAGAGAGUUCAAAUUAAAAACAAAUAUAAUUAAAUUAAGAUAUCAUUUAUUAUAAAUAUCUAAGUUUUAACUAGAAUAAUAAAAGUAUUAAUUUUAUUAAACUUAAGAUCUUUAGUGA
Molecule: messenger RNA, 8236 nt
Organism: Paramecium sonneborni
Lineage: Eukaryota; Ciliophora; Oligohymenophorea; Peniculida; Parameciidae
Source: the annotation of a GenBank genome assembly